AGCUAAAAGAUUUUCCGAUAUUUGCAAAUUCGUAAUCAUGAGAAGUUUAGCUCUGUGUCUACUGCUUAUUCUCCAGGCUUCUGGAGACAGGACCUCUGUUGAUGAUAUCUUGGAUUUAGCUGAUGGGGACGAGUGUCCUAAAGGUACCUGGUCUGUUAACGGAACACACGUUGAAGGAUAUGAAGAAUGUGAACAGUGCUACGAGGGUGAGUUCGCCAAUAUGGAGGGUAGUAUUGCCUGUGAUAUGUGUCCCGCCGGUACUUACACCCCCGAGAUGGGGUACUGGGAGUGCAUGAAGUGUUCUGCUGGAGCGAUCACAACAGAGACUGGUGGCUACGAUUGCUUCCCUUGUGGUAAAGGAAAGCACAGUCCCGUUGAGGGUGGAACCGUCUGUGAGGAAUGUCUCCCCGGACACUUCCAGGACGAAGAAGGAGCAGCAGGGUGCAAAGUCUGCUCGGCUGGCCAAUACCAGGAUGUUGCUGCUUCUACCGACUGCAAACUCUGCCCAGCAGGAACUUCUUCCCCAGCGCAGAGCGGAGCUGUUACUGCUUGUGUUGACUGCCCUGCCGGCAGCUACUCCCCUGUUAACGGCUCUGAGUGCCUCCUCUGUCCCGUCCUGAAGUACGGGGAUGCAGCUGGAGCUACCGCCUGUAAGGACUGCCCCUCAAACUCUGAUAAAGAAGGAGCUACCGACUGCACCCUUGCCUGCCCCGAGGGCCAGGUCCCUGUUGAUGGAGUUUGUGAAGCUUGUGAUGCUGGUUCCUUUGCCUUACUUGGCGCUGAUUCGUGCACCAAAUGCUCCAAGGGCUACUACAGCAACAUUUCAGGAGCUGCUAGCUGUAGCAUCUGCCCCGUGAAGACCUAUGGUGCUGAAGAGGGCAUGACAGCAUGUCUGCCAUGUGACGGUAACGAUGCAGAGGGUAUGACUGAGUGUAAGAUCGUGUGUCCAGCUGGUCAGAUCGUGAAGGAUGGUAAAUGUGAGGCUUGUGCUGCCGGACAGUACGAGAUUGAAGGAGAGUGCUUGCCUUGUGCUGCCGGAUCAUUCUCCGACCAAGCUGGCUCGGUGUCCUGUAUCCUGUGUGGUGCUGGACAUUACAGUGCUAAGGGUGCCGCACAGUGCGUGAAAUGUUCUGUUGGACAGUUCCAGGACAGGACAGGACAGGCUUAUUGUGAGGACUGUGCUGCUGGAUACUACGGACCUGCCGCCGCUGCCGCUAGCUGUGUCAAGUGUGCUGCCGGUUUCUUCAACUCACAACAGGGACAGGCUGCUUGCCAAGAGUGUCCAGCUGGAACCAUCACCGAGAUUGAGGGUCAGCUCUCCUGCCAGGAAUGUGAUGCCGGAAGCUACUCCAUCUCCUCCUCUCAAUGUGAGCUGUGUCCUGCCGGACAGUUCUCUGACGAUAAGGCUGCCGUGUGCUCACUCUGUGCUGCCGGCUCCUACACCCCUUAUGAAGGAUCUUCUGGUUGCAUGCCCGCCCCUGCUGGUAAAUACGUAGACUCCGAGGGUGCUGUUGAUGCUAAGGUCUGUCCAGCAGGAAGUUACUGUGAGGAGGGCUCUGUCGCUCCUACUGACUGCCCAGCAGGAAGUAUCUGCGGAGAAGGAUCCUCUUCUGGAACACCCUGUCCUAUUGGAACCUACAACCCCAACGCUGGUUCUGUCUCACUUGAUGAGUGCGUUGUGUGUCCUGCCGGGAAAUACUGUGACCAGGCUGGUUUAGUAGCCCCCUCCGGUCUCUGCAGUGCUGGAUAUUACUGUCCUGCUGGCAGUGAAUCUGAUCAAGAGGAGAUUAGCCCUGCUGGUCACUACUGCCCAGAUGGUUCAGCUGAACCCACACCUUGUCCUAGAAGUACUUACAAUGAGCUGACUGGUGCUGUAGCUGCUAAUGGCUGCAAAGCUUGCCCAGAGGGUAAAGAAACUGCUCAGAAAGCAGCAACUUCCGCCGACCAAUGCAAAGAUAUCAACUGUGUUCCGGGAUACUUCAGGGAUCCUGAUCAAGGCUGCCAGAUCUGCCCUAAGGGUACAUUCAGCAACAUUGCAAAUGCUGUCGCUUGUAGGUCCUGUCCUAGACACCAGUACAACUCUGUUGAAGGAGCUGUACAGUGCAUGCAGUGUCCAGACACUGCAUUCACAUGGUCUGAAAGAACUGACUCUCUGGAUGGCUGCAUUGGACCCGUUAUAGAGGUGUGCACCGGAGAAGACAUGACUGGAAACUGCUACCGUUACUACGACAACGAAAUGCUGGUAAAUGUCACAGUAAAAUCUGUCAAGGUUAUAAGCGGAGAGUUUGAUUUGUUCGACUUAUCCAACAAGAGGGGAUACUACACAAAGCUUGCAGAGAGACACGGAGCUCACAACGUGAAUCAACUUGGAAGACUCUCCAACGUCGGAUCCUUCGUUGCCCUCAUAAACGACGUGUUCUGCAGCCUGGACCAGGGCUGGAAGUACCAUGGAUCUAUCCGGAAGACCUCAAAGUCUGGCAAGGCCUGCAUCAACUGGAAGAGGACCCCUCUGGCUGGCAGAGCGGCUCCAAACCACUUCUGCCAGAAUCCUAACGGAAACCAUCUCGCUGCCAAACCCUUCUGUUACAUCAGCGAAACAGAAACAGAGGAAUGCGACAUUCCAUCCUGCAUCUGGGACAUGGACUGCUUUACCGGUAACGGAGUCCAAUACCGAGGAAAGGUUGGUGACACAAUCAGUGGACACGUCUGCCAGAACUGGAACACUGACUACCCUGUUAUCCACAGCUACCACUCUCCCGAAUACAACUGGGCUGGUGUAGGAGAGCACACAAAGUGCAGGAACCCGAGCCCGGAGAGCGAGGGUAGACCCUGGUGCUUCAAGGACUACUUCUGGUCUUGGUUUGAGAUCUGGGAUUAUUGUGAUAUUCCUGCCUGCUCCAGAGCCAAGUUUGAUUUCUACCGUUUCUAA
Molecule: messenger RNA, 2929 nt
Organism: Bolinopsis microptera
Lineage: Eukaryota; Metazoa; Ctenophora; Tentaculata; Lobata; Bolinopsidae
Product: proprotein convertase subtilisin/kexin type 5-like
Exons: 1
Coding region: 38-2929 (963 amino acids)
Source: RefSeq, a predicted model, not a curated record